ACUGAUGAAGUGACGUGAGUGGUUGACGAUGCUAAAUGGCAGCACUUGAAAUAGUCUACCUGCCAGCCUGCUCACCCACUUGCUGAUGCGAUCACGACCCCAUUAGCUGCGUUUCAGCACCGGACAGCUCCUCUCUCCAGGACGGUGAAGCAGACGGAGACUUCUUACUGUUUUCUCACUUUUAAGGAGCUUUUAAAAAAGUCACAGGAAGGGAAGAGAUGGAUAUUAACCGACCGGCUAAUGUCUCCUUUUUUGAUUUUAUCGGAGGAGUCCAACUUCUCCAGGGGGAGGACAUCAGGACGGCGGUGCCCGUCAUCCUCAUCGGGAUCUGCGUCUCCGGAGCGGUUGGGAAUUUGCUGGUUUUGCUGAUUUUCAUCCGCGACUUCAGGAGCGGCAGAGGCUCCGAGGUGAAGGCGCUGCUCGCCUCUCUGGCGUCCACGGACUUGGUGAUCCUGCUGCUGUGCGCUCCGGUGCGCGCCGUCACUUACUACAAGCAGAGCUGGACCCUGGGGAGUUUCGUGUGCAGCACCACGGACUGGUUCCAGCACUCGUGCAUAAUUGCCAAAACUUUAAUCCUCGCCGCUACCACCAGAGCCAAGCACACUCUGGUCCCCAGCACCGCCACGGGGCCCCUCUACAGCCCGACGUGGAUCCACGGAGCGCUGGCCUUCAUCUGGAUAGUGUCCAUGAUGUUUCCCAUCCCGCAGCUGCUCUUCGCCUCCUCGGUGCAGCAGGGACGCGACACCAUUUGCGUCUCCGAGAUGCCAGUGUGCGCGUCCGACUUCAUGAGUUUGUUCUACAAGAUUUAUCCAACCGCAGCCUUCGUGGGUCCGGCCAUCUUCACGGUGGCCUACUACACUAAAAUGCUCCACGCCGCGGUGAACCACGCACCGAGCCCGCAGCACCAGACCAAGGUGAUCCUGGUUUUACUCUGUCUGAGCGGCGCGCUGGGGCUGCUGCUGCUGCCGGAGUGGGGGACGUUCACCUGGAUCAGACUGGGCUACGCCAGGCCUCCCGUGGGGCUGCUCAUCUUCGGACAGGUCCUCCUUUACGCGUGCAGCUCCCUGUCGCCGGUCAUCCUCAUGACCAUGUACGACGACGUGCGCCAAGGACUCAUCAACAUCUGGCUCGUCUUCACCUGCAGGAGCAAAAAGCGCGUCCCGAGCAAACAGUGUCCAAAAACGGAGGGAAACGGAGCAGAAGUGGGAACCAACGCCGUCGUGAACGCGGUGCUGCAGGGGAAGGAGAAGACGUUCCCAGAUGUGGAGCACUUUUGGACAGGACGCAGGAAUACGCACGUCGAGGAGGAGCAGGAUCCGGUUCCAUGGGAGAGAGAGGAGAAGAUGCUGUAGUGAAAUCUAAUGUCAAAUUAUUUCUUUUAAAAAAUUUUUUAGCACAAGCUUGUUCUCGGCUGGUUUCUAGUUCGUUGCCCCACAGUGCAGACCCUCGGUGAAAGGCUGUUUUCUUUGCUGUCGUGCGCUUGAAUUAGAUGUAAAAUAAAGUUGUACACUAUCAUAUUUUUGAUGUUUCUAAAAAAUCUUCUGUUGUGAAUAUUUGUUCUUAGUAGGGCUUCUUCAGAUUUGUAAAAAGAAAACAGUGUAAAUAUUCACUCAAGUUGUGCUUGUGUACAUGUGAUGAAUAACACGGAUAUUAAAACGUUCUGAAAUA
Amphiprion ocellaris (clown anemonefish) is the source of this 1668-nucleotide messenger RNA. RefSeq names its product G-protein coupled receptor 151. The record is from RefSeq and is a predicted model, not a curated record. Gene Ontology annotation, biological process: G protein-coupled receptor signaling pathway. The transcript has a single exon. NCBI's taxonomy places the organism in Eukaryota, Metazoa, Chordata, Actinopteri, Pomacentridae. Gene Ontology annotation, cellular component: membrane. Gene Ontology annotation, molecular function: G protein-coupled receptor activity. The coding region runs from base 219 to 1352 and encodes 377 amino acids.